AUGUCACUGCAAAAACUCAAAUGGAGCCGGGUGGGUUUGUAUGGAAGAAAAACAGAAGUGGAACAGUUAGGCAACGUACUCGAAAAAGUUACUAGCGGCGGAAGUAGAACCUUGGUCUUGAUUGAUGGUGCCAGUGGAACUGGGAAAACGGCUCUGGCUGAACAACUCAAAGAACCCAUCAAACGAGCUCAAGGCUUUCUCGUACUGGGCAAAUUUGAUCUUCAGCAAAUGAGAGAACCUUUCAGUGGCAUCAAAGUUGCAAUGGACCAAUUGUGUGGGUAUAUCUUGGCACUCAAGGAAGAGCUGCGAUCUGGCACCGGCUGCCACCACCUUGUGACCCUUAGCGAAAACAUCAUCAAAGAGCUUGGCAAAGAAAACAUCCUAUUGCUCUCCAACUUGGUACCAUCGCUUCUUCAAGUAGGCGCCAUGGGACCACAGGAGACACAACAAAACAAACAGCAAGAGACACCCGCACCAGUGGGAGGCAGUGAGACCCUGGACCAAUUGAACUUCGCCUUUCGGACGUUGGUGAAGAGCUGGAUUGGUGAUAUUGAGAACACAUCUUUGAUGAUCGUGGGGUGCUUUCGAUCCAAUGAGGCACACAAGGAUUUGGAUGAAAUGACCCAAGACAUUGAAGUCUUCAGCUUGGAACGCAACAGUGAAAUCCUCAAAAUCCACCUGGGAGAUUUGGAUCAGGAAUCAGCCCAGGCUUUCAUCGCUGAUGUCCUCAACAUGGACCCUGACCGUAUUCAGAGUCUUUCUGACAUUGUAUACCACAAGACAGGAGGAAAAAUAUUUUAUUUGAUUCAUUUCAUACAAUCUUUGGCAACAGCCGGCUUGCUGUCCUUUCAAUUUUGGAUUGGGAAUGUGGUGGAUCUCAUGAAGCAAAAACUCCAAAGCAAUUCAGCAGCUAUUCUUCCAAAGGCUGCAUGUCUUGGAGCUCGGUUUGGGUUUGAUGCUAUUUGUAUUGUCAUUAAUAAUCAGGAAUCUGCCACGCCCAUAUUGGACAGUAGUGGUGAAGUCAUCAACACUGCGACACAAGUACGACAGGCACUGCAGGAAUGUUUGGAUGAACGGUUCUUGGAGGCGUGUCCAGGUGAUGUGUUUGCCUUUCCACAUGACAAGGUGCAAGAGGCAGCACUUGCUUUACUUGGUGAGAAGGCUUUGCCAGAAAUUCGAUUCGCUAUAGGGGACUUGCUGUUGACCCAUCUUGGGGGAAAUGAGCUUGGAAAUUUAAUAUUUCCUGUGGCCAAUCUGAUGAGUGAGAAAGCACGAGAAAUGCCCAUUGGCAAUCUCAAACGCAAGGAGAUUGCCAAGCUGCAUGUUAGAGCUGGCAGUAUGGCAAUGAAUUAUGCAGCCUUUGAAGCCGCCACCAAGUAUUUUGAGACAGCAAUGGAGCUGUUGCCAGAAGACCACUGGUCAACAGAUUUUGAACUCAGUCUGACUCUAUUCACAUCUGCAGCUGAAACACAGUGUUGCAUAGGGAACUUCAGCAAAAUGAAAGGAUACUGUCAGCAAGUAUUGAAUGAACCCAAAUCUCCAGCCAGUACCCAGACACACAUUUAUGGACUUCUUGCAACUGCUGCAUUCACAGAAGAAAACUACAACAAAGCAAUCGAUUUCUGUUUUUUGAUAGUCUGA
Seminavis robusta is the source of this 1641-nucleotide messenger RNA. Lineage: Eukaryota; Bacillariophyta; Bacillariophyceae; Naviculales; Naviculaceae. The record is from the annotation of a GenBank genome assembly.